Molecule: messenger RNA, 2427 nt
Organism: Trematosphaeria pertusa
Lineage: Eukaryota; Fungi; Ascomycota; Dothideomycetes; Pleosporales; Trematosphaeriaceae
Product: phosphatases II
Exons: 3
Coding region: 1-2427 (808 amino acids)
Biological process (GO): dephosphorylation
Molecular function (GO): phosphatase activity
Source: RefSeq, a predicted model, not a curated record
AUGGAGAAGAUCCGCGUUAGCAAGGUGGAGAAUGUCUCUCUAUGGCGGAGAUCAGUAAAGUUCGACGGGACCCUGCAUCUCAUGCCCCACCAUAUGGUCUUCAGCUACCUGCCUCCACCCCCGCCAGGCUCCUCUCCCUCCGCGAAACUUCCGCGCCAGAAAGAAGUAUGGAUUACAUAUCCCAUGAUAUCAUACUGCAGUUUGCGACCCUCGCCCCCCGCGUCGCGCGUGCAACCAUCGAUUCGCCUACGUUGCCGAGACUUUACCUUCUUUGCCUUCAACUUCCUAGACGACAAGAAAGCCCGCGACGUGUAUGACAGCAUUCGGGCACUGUCAUGCAAAAUCGGAAGACUUGAUAGGCUACUAGCUUUCAGUUAUCAACCGAAAUCUCCGGAGGACCAGUUCAACGGCUGGGAGAUAUACGAUGCGCGCCGGGAGUGGAAGCGGCUAGGCAUCAGCCCGAAGGACACAGAGAAGGGCUGGCGGAUCUCAGAGAUCAACGUGGAGUACAAGUUCUCUAAGACAUACCCUGGGCUCAUUGUUGUUCCCUCGAAGGUCUCAGACAGCGUCCUCAGAUACGCCGGCGAAUACCGCUCCCGACAGCGGAUACCUGCCCUCGUUUACCGCCACCCCAUAAACAACUGCUCCAUAACGCGAAGCUCGCAGCCUCAACCGGGCCUCCGAGGGAACCGCAACCCGCAGGAUGAGAGGCUCGUUGCCGCCAUAUUCGCUACUAAUCGUGGGUGGAGAUCGACGCAGACCCCUAUCCCCACCCCGGCUGGCUCUACUCCGGAAUCGAGUGUAGUAAAUCUCGAUGAAUCCACUGCUAAUAGUUCGUUCGUGGGCGUGGGCGAUGGGGAGACCGUCUCUUCUGGAACAACACCUGUGGAAGACCUCACGGAGUCCUCCGAGACCGAAGCUGAUGCGCCCAAGGUAUACGGAGCACAACAACACAAUCUCAUCGUCGAUGCGAGACCGACCGUGAACGCAUACGCCAUGCAAGCCGUCGGUCUUGGGUCCGAGAAGAUGGACUACUAUCCCGGUGCGGAAAAGGCAUAUCUUGGCAUAGAUAACAUUCACGUCAUGAGGAAAUCUCUGGAAUACGUGGUAGAAGCUAUGAAGGAAUCCGACUUUACCAGUCUGCCACCGAACCGACAACUCCUCGCAAAGAGUGGCUGGAUACGACACAUCAGCAACAUCCUUGAUGGCACCGCCUUGAUCGCGCGAACUGUGGGCAUCAUGCAUUCUCACGUUCUAAUACACUGCUCCGACGGAUGGGACCGGACAAGCCAGCUGAGCGCUCUUAGUCAGAUAUGUCUCGAUCCUUAUUACCGGACACUAGAGGGCUUCAUCGUGCUGGUGGAGAAGGACUGGCUGUCUUUCGGGCACAUGUUCCGCCACCGAUCGGGCUUCCUGAGCAGCGACAAAUGGUUCCAGAUCGAGAAUGAGCGAAUAGAUCGGAAUCGCGACGGUCAGGGUGGUGGUAAUGCAUUUGAGAACGCGCUCCGUGGUGCUCGGGGCCUCUUCAACCGCCAGAAUGACUCCAACGAAUCACUGACUCAAAUGGCGGAAGCAAACGGGGGAGAAAUGCAGAACAUUUCAGACGCUGCACCCAACUCUGAAAGCUCUCCGCUACCGAAGCCUGCAUCCAAGAUCGGCACUGCAGAGGAGCACCGCAUAACCAAGGUCAAUGAGCUCUCUCCCGUCUUCCACCAAUUCCUCGACGCUACCUACCAGCUUGUCUACCAAUACCCCACCCGCUUCGAGUUCAACGAGCGCUUCCUCCGCCGCCUUCUCUACCACCUCUACUCCUGCCAAUAUGGCACGUUCCUCUUCGAUAACGAGAAAGAACGCGUCGAAGCUCGUGCCGCGGAACGUACACGCUCUGUAUGGGACUACUUCCUCUGCCGCAAACAAGAGUUCAUAAAUCCGAGCUAUGACUCCACGGUCGACGACUCAAUCCGCGGUAAAGAGCGCAUGAUCUUUCCCAAGAAAGGAGAGGUACGAUGGUGGGCGGAAUGCUUCGGGAGAACUGAUGAGGAAAUGAAUACGUUUGGCCCACAGGCACCGCUCACGCUUUCGCCACAAACUUCGAACGUCAAUAGUCCGCCAAAUGGAAGGAGUAGGACAUCGACACCGAUUCCACAGGAGCCUAUCGUUACCGGCACGGAAACAGCCGAUAAGGCUACAGGUGCGGGAACUACUAUGCAUCCGCCGCCUACGCAUGCUGCCCCUAACGCGCAACCGCAUCAUCCUACGCCUACGCCGUUUGAUGCCGCAGCAGCGUUUAGCCGUGACUUGGGUCAGAACCUUGCCGCAGGAAUCUCGAGCCUAGGUAUUGGUGGGAGCACCGGGGCUACUCCGCGCAGUAGGAGUCGCAGUCGAAGCACGGAGACGAGACAGCAGAUGGAGGUUGAGAUGCAGUAG